UUUAAUUUUUCAGUGCUUUAUUUUUAUUUUUAUUUCAGGUUUUCAACUUCUAAGCAAACACUGUCAUGGGUACCUGACUCUUUUUUUUCCAGUCUUCUAAGUGGUCGUAUAUCUUCUAUGAGAGAUGAAGAAGGAGCAAUAUUUAUUGACCGAGAUCCUGUAGUGUUCGUUCCAAUUUUGAAUUACUUGCGUACCAAGGAUUUGGAUGUGAGGGGGGUAAAUCUAACGACCUUAAGGCAUGAUGCAGAAUUCUAUGGAAUAUCCCCACUUGUGAAGAAAUUGUCAUUGUGUGAGGAUCUUGGUAGAUCAACCUGUGGUAAUGUGCUCUUUCAUGGCUAUCUCAACGCUCCAUGUUUCCCGGCUCGUAGUGAGCACCGAAACAGUAUCGCAACAGAAGCAGAGCUACAUUCCCGCCCAGGAUCAGCCCGCAGUUUAUCUGGACGAGACCACCGCCCUGUAUCUGCAACUGAGUACCCGAAAUCGGACAUUGAAAUGAGUUUAAAUAUAGACCCUAGGAAGGUGAUAAAUGUGACAGGUCAUCAUGGUUGGAUUGCUGUAGCCUACGCACACUUUGUCUGUUGCUAUCGCAUCAAAGAGUCCAGUGGAUGGCAGCUUGUAUUUACGACUCCAUAUCUUGAACAAUGUAUCGAAAGACUCGCUCUCAACUCAAAGGUCGUUGGGGUCACACAGACAGAUGGUCGUGAUAAGAUGCUUGCCGUUGCGUUUGGUAGUAUGAUUCGAUUAUGGUGCUGCCAAGAUGAUAGUUUACGGAACGAAAUAG
Anneissia japonica is the source of this 781-nucleotide messenger RNA. RefSeq names its product BTB/POZ domain-containing protein KCTD3-like. Gene Ontology annotation, molecular function: protein binding. The record is from RefSeq and is a predicted model, not a curated record. NCBI's taxonomy places the organism in Eukaryota, Metazoa, Echinodermata, Crinoidea, Comatulida, Comatulidae. The transcript has 5 exons. The annotation marks the transcript as partial. Gene Ontology annotation, biological process: protein homooligomerization.